Trematomus bernacchii (emerald rockcod) is the source of this 5801-nucleotide messenger RNA. RefSeq names its product centromere protein F. The transcript has 19 exons. Gene Ontology annotation, biological process: metaphase chromosome alignment; regulation of G2/M transition of mitotic cell cycle; mitotic cell cycle. Gene Ontology annotation, cellular component: spindle pole; chromosome, centromeric region; nucleus. NCBI's taxonomy places the organism in Eukaryota, Metazoa, Chordata, Actinopteri, Perciformes, Nototheniidae. The record is from RefSeq and is a predicted model, not a curated record. Bases 340 to 5202 code for a protein of 1620 amino acids. Gene Ontology annotation, molecular function: dynein complex binding; microtubule binding.
ACGACUUUUGUCAGCUGCACGAGACGCGCGGCGUCUUGCCUCAGAUAUGAAAACUGUCAGUUAACGUCAGUUGGAAGCUUCGUCAGUUGGUAGCACCGGUUCCGUUCGGAGCUACCGUUGACCCUUUGAGUAGUAGAGCAGAACCGGAGGCUGUGGGGGCUCACCAGCGGUACCAGAGCCCGGCUCCGGGUGAGACUACCCGGCGACUGGCGCUCUUUGUAUCUCUAAACUGCGGGGCUGUGCAGUAGUUUCUUCACUCCAGCUGCCGACUCCUAUGGCUCCAGGCACUGCCUGACUUUUGAUCUGUCAAGCAGGAACAGGACAGGCCCAGACAGAGAGAUGAGCUGGGCGGAGGAGGACUGGACCGUGGGGCUGUCGGGACGGGUUCUGCAGAAAGUGAAGGAGCUGCAGGUCAAUCAGGAGCGACUGUCCAGAGAGAGCAAACAGAAACAGCUUCAACUGGACAACAUCCAUACAAGCCUCGAAAAACAGACAUCGAAGUAUGAGGAGGUGCAUGGGGAGCUGGUCUGCACGCAGAGAGAGCUCCAGAGCGUCAGCAAGGAGGCCAAGGCGGCAGUGAGCAGCAGUGAGCGCCUCACACAGGAGCUUCACACCAAGCAGGCCCAAGUGUGCUCUCUGGAGGGCCAGGCAGACGCCGCUCGCACACUCAACAACAAACUCACCCAGGAAGUCAAACGGUUGGAGGUAGAGCUGGAGAAGCUGCAGAACAGCAGCCGAUUGGCGGACACCACUCUGUUUUCUACACCCUGCUGGAAUACAGCCUCGCCAUGGGAAAGCAAUGGGAGCAGAAAGGAGGAGAGGUCAGGGCACAAAGAUGAAGGACAGAGCCGGGCGCUUCACAGCCGACAGCUCCAGUUCCCCGAAGCCGGCACAGCCUCGUUACCACGACAACAACACAAGAGCACACCCCACCGCCACCCGUCCGACCAAUCGGAGAUCUUUUCCACUCCCCUGGUUGCGUUUCCGUGGGAACGGGAUGACUCCAGGUCAGCAGCCAGGAGACCGUCCCCAAGCUCUCCCCAGACGCCCUGCACUGAGGUCGUCAGUCAGUCGGAGCAGAGGGCUCAUGGGAAAGAGACGGAGCGGAGGACGGAGCCAGACACAGCGUCUUUAUCAGAAGCGCAGAGUCGAGUGUCUGCUCUGGAGGCGGAGCUAUGUGGGAAGGCCGAGGCGUUGAAGUCUAUUCAGAACGAAAUGGUGCAAAGCAAGAAGGAGCUCGCUGUGAAGGACGUCAGCAUUCAGAAAGCUCGCAACGAGCUCAGCGUGGCACACACACGCAUGGCUCAGGAGAGCGAACGGGCAUCAGGAGCUGAGCAGAAGCUGAAGCAUCUACAAGAGGAGCUGAAGUGUCAGAGGCAAAACACAGAGAGCAGCCGACUGCAACACCAACAACGCUCCAAGGAGCUGGAGAAACAACAUCAGAGGGACCUGACGGAGCUGCAGAAGGAGAGGCAGAGUCUGGAGAAGCAGCAUCAGCAGGAGGUGAAUAAGCUCAACCAGGAGCUCCAGCAGGCCCGCACGCUGCACCACGCCCUGCAGGCCCAGGCCGACAAGCUGUCUCUGCAGAAGCAGGCGUUGGACAAAGAGUUGGACACUCUGAAAGGGAAACUAAAGUGGACGGAGGGACAGCUGCAGGAGAGCCAGAAGAAAGAGGCACAGACACAAGCCAAGCUGACGGAAGCGCUGCGUGAGGCCGAGGGUGUGGCCGUCAGUCUGGAGCAGAGCAGGAAGAGAGAGCGCGCUCUGGAGGAGGAGGGGAGGAGGCUGGCAGAGGAGCGAGCCGACGCCCUUCGUCUCCUCAAAGAGCUGCAGGAGGAAAAAGCUGUCCAGGCACCCCCCCACCAACCUGUCCAGUUUUGCCCUGCUGGACAGAGUUUCUCUCCUCACCCCUCUUACUCUCCACAUUCGGGUCCACCAACUCACAUCAAGAAGCCCCGCGCUGCCACCUUAGCCGAGCAGAAGAGGGAGGAGGACCUGGAUUUGGAAAAGAGAAGGGCUGAGAUCGCAGCAUCUUACCCCGCGGACAGAGAGCCAGGCGAAGGCAGAGAUGCAGAACACAUCACUGACCGCGUCUCCCCUGACUCUGAGUCCUUUCACAGGGGGGGGGGACACAGAGGAAACAGUAGUGAGGAGAACAACAGUAGAAAUGAAGUGAUAAAGAGUGACAGCACUGGGACAAACAAGCACUCCACAUUUGAUCAAGCCCUCUCUAGUUCCUCUCCCUCUGAUGCUGGUACGCCCACUAACAUAUCCAUGGAUGUUGAUCAAUGCAGUCCGAACCUUUGUGCUGAAGAAACUCCCUCACUCAAGCCCUCUGAAGAUCUCAAGAGGGAGAAUGCCUCACUGCGGUCAGAGCUACAGGACGCAGAGGAAGAACUGCAGAAACGACUUGAGGACCUGGAAGCUCAAAGACGGGCGGAGACAGAAGCCAGGACCCGGCUGAAACAACUCGGCCGCAAACUUGCCGGCCAGACUGCAGAGAAGGACGAGCAGGAGAAGCAGUGGAGGGCUCAGCUGGAGAGUGAGAAGGAGGAGACGGAGAGGUUGAGGAAGGCCAUGGCUGCUAUGGAGACGGAGAUGACAAGAGGGAGAGAGGAAACGGAAAGAACGGAGAUCCAGGAACAGGAGGAGGGGAAAAACAAAGCACUAGAAGACCGGGAGAGUGAAAUGAUAGAACUUAAUAUCCAGCUAAAGAAACAGCUCGGGGAGGUUAAAGCCCAGCUGGCUUUAGAACGAGAAGAGAGAGAAAGAGAGGAAGAUGAAAGAAGGCAAAGGACAGAGACAGACCAGGAGCAGCUGGAACAACUUCAAGCUGAGCUGGAGGAACUGAAGCUCAGCAGAGAAGAAGACUCGCUGGGAGAGGACAAACUCUCAGUUGCCAACAGCCCGCUGACUUACCUGUCUCUCCGUGACGAUGAGUUCAACUCCAACAUCGAUCGCUGCGACAACAAGCUCCUCCCCUCCCCGGAGCAGCACCUCCUCUUCUGCCAGUCCACCAACCAGCGCAACAUGCUGGCGUCUCAGGCCUCAGGCGGUCUCAUGACCCAGGGGGAUCAAACAGUGAUAGAGUCUGUACUCUCACCUCUGUCCAAUGAGGGGCACACCGCCUCUGACCGUGAUGACCACCAGCAAAACUAUCUGAGAGGGUCUUCCCAGUCAGACCAAUCCCUUUCUGAUCUGCAGGAGGUUGAGACCACCUCUUCAGAUGUUGCUAAAGAGGUGGAGUGCCUGCAGAAGCAGACUGCAAAGGAGACAGAACGUGCAAAUCAGUACCAGGUUAAACUGGAGGCGCUGCAGAGCCAGGUGACACGUCAGACAAAGCAGCUCACCAUGGCCUUUGAGAAUCAGAGCCAGCACAUCUCUGGUCUGUUAGCUGAGCUGCAGGAGAAGGACAGCGCCCUCCUCAGCCAGGGAGAGGAACUGCAGCGCCACAAGCAAGAGCUGGACGUGCUCAAGAUCCACUCUGAGGAGAAGACAAGAGAAGGGAUGACUGUCAAAGAGGUGGAGCACGGAGAACAAAAAGAGACACGAGUUGAGAGGUCGAUUCAGUCACAUCAGGAAAAUAAGUGUGCGGUCACUGUGCUCGAGACAAACUCAGCUAAAGACGGUGUCUCUGAUGCGCAGAGAGACGCAGGUCAACUAGAGAGUGUGACUCAGAUUAACCAAGACUCUGCUUGUGUGAUGGGUGAGACUCAAGGUGGAGGAACAGCAGAUGUGAAUGCAGAACCGCUCACACUAUUGGCCAAUCAGCAGCUGAGACUAGAAGGAGUGAGUAUCUCAGACUCCAGGGCCCCAGCUGCACACACUGACAGUGAAAACAAACACGACUUAAGAGUUAAACAAAGCCAAGACACAGGAAAUGCUGCUGUGUGCUGCUUGGAGGAACAGAGGUCACCUAGUGUGCCGACUGACAUCAGCUCUGACGCACGCCCGCAGGAUGUUAGCGGGAGGGGAGAUGAAGGUGGAGACUCAGAACGGGACGAUGGGAGGCCUUCAAAGGCUGAAGAGGAGCAGGAGUCUGAGCUUCAGAUCGACCGACUGCAUCAACAGGUGGAGGAGCUGCAGAGGAGGCUGCGCUCUCUCUCUGCAGAGACCCAGCAGCAGUCCCAGGAGCUCGUCAUGUGGAGACUGGCCUCCAAACCAGCCCCAACACUCGACCAGACCCUUCCCAACACAGACAACCUCCAGUCUGAGACCCCAGAACAGAUUCCUGCUGUCAGACGGUCCCAGGCAGACCAGCAGCCGGGGGAUGAGAUGACCCCGGGCCCGGCGCCUCCCCAUGGUCAGCAGGAGAGCCCCGAAUAUGUGACAGUCAUCAGAGAAGACGAGUUACUCCUGUCCUGCUCCUCCAACAAGCUGCAGGGCCGCAUGUUGUUCUCCAGACUUCAGCACAGCAACCUGCCCGAACCCAAGAGUCUCCAUCCCUCCAAAAACACUGCAGAGCUUCUUGAAAACAAUCGGGACACUGACACCAUCGACAAGGAGUCUGAAAAAGAAAACCAGGAGAUCAACAUCUUGCAUCAGUCCAAAACAUUUCAAACACAACACAAAGAGAGGAGAGACACUGAAGUUAUCCAAAUGAUCUCUGAGAAAACAGGGCAACCACAUUCCACCAAAGAGUCCCUGAAGGUCUCGGGGCCGAAGCAGACCAGAUCAUCUGAGUGUCUUCCUGAGGCCACACCUGAUGCUCUCACGGCAACCAGCGAAACAAACACAACCCAUGGUUCCUCAGGGAAACAUGGCAGGACAGAAAUGAAAAGUGUCAGCAGUCAAACGGAAGAGAGUUUGAACCCUCGCAGUGCUCCACCUGAACUCCACUGUGCGCACACACAGACUGAGGAAGAGGAGGAGGAAGAGUUGGUAGAAUCCCCUCCUGUCUCUCCUAUCACACGAUCUGAGGCAGCAGAGUUAGGACUCAAGGUGUUGUUUUCGGGUUCCUUCCCCAUCCCGUCUGACCCGGCCCGUCUGGCUGAACGAAUCCGUCGCAACAGGACGCAGCUGUCGGCCGCCUUCGACGACACCGAGUACGAACCCUACGGACUGCCGGAGGUCGUCAUGAAAGGUUUUGCCGACAUCCCCAGCGGUCCUUCGUGUCCCUACAUCGUGAGGAGAGGUUUGUUAGGGACGUCUGUGGUGCCUGCACCUCAGAAAGACCGGAGACAGGAGGAGGAGACGGAUUAAAGCACAGCUACAGAGAUCUGGUGAAAGAACUGAUCACUGCGGCUUGAUGAUGAACCUCAGUGAUGGCCGACAGCAGCUCUUCAGCCUCUCUCAGUCACCAUCGCUCUGAAGCAUCAGACCAACGCAGGGCCCGUGUAGAGAGCUGCUCUCACACAGGGACCUCUGGGUGUGUGAGCAGGUAACUGGGCCUGCAGAGGGAACACUUCCACUGUGCAUUUAUAUCUAAAUGAUCACUAGUUUAUCCUCCAAUGACUGUGUGGAGACUCUGACCUCCAUCACAAGGGUGUCACUUUACUCCUGCCUGUAUGUCUGUGUGUAGAGGUACAGAGUUAGGGAUGUUUGUUGGUGUUUAUUUGAAGUUUACAACCACUUUUCCAAAGGGACUGUUUUAGUUGUAGUCUCCACUGUGGGUCUAGCUUCAGCCAGCUUUGAAUGAAACAGUGCCGAGUUCAUGCUUUUCCUAAACAAGUGCGUGUCAAGAUAAGUUUGACUUAUUUUCCAAAAAGGGAGAAGCCAAGAGAGGCCUGUUAGGGAAAUUCGAUUUUUUUAAAUGUAUUCCUUGUUGGGUGUGUGUGUGGUGUGUGUUGUGUGUGUGUGUG